UUCGGAGGGACAGAUGAGACACUAGUGUGUGGAAGCAGGCUGAAAUUAGUUUUUUGUCAAGAAAGGAAAGAGGGAGAAGGAAGAAGGAGCAAAGAUUGCAUUCUUGUGUUUUUGCAGGGCUAACAUGUGGUUCCGUUUGGUGAUGCUGGUUUUCUGUCUCUCCCGAACAGAGCCGGCCAAAGUUUGGGAUCAGCAGCAGACAGAUGGCUCCUACAGCGUGAUCCCACAGCAGAGUGAAGAGUUCACUGCUGGCCUCAGACCCCGAAGAUCUUUUUCGGGCAGGGCGAGCAGGGCAGUUCUGGGUGGAGGACUUGCAAUCAACACAUUACCAAAUAACAUGACACAUGUAGUGGAGGAUUCUGGCAAGUACUACACGUGGCGAAGCUUUGGACCUGAGGACCAGCGAACCCAGGACCUGUGGUUUGACAUGAGCGACGUCCGGCACGGCCAAGUUAGAGUCCACAGCAUUCUGUCGAAUUCAUACAAACAGGCUGUG
Fundulus heteroclitus (mummichog) is the source of this 496-nucleotide messenger RNA. Its product is annotated as plexin domain-containing protein 1. The record is from RefSeq and is a predicted model, not a curated record. Lineage: Eukaryota; Metazoa; Chordata; Actinopteri; Cyprinodontiformes; Fundulidae.